Microstroma glucosiphilum is the source of this 1953-nucleotide messenger RNA. RefSeq lists its product as hypothetical. The transcript is spliced from 3 exons. Lineage: Eukaryota; Fungi; Basidiomycota; Exobasidiomycetes; Microstromatales; Microstromataceae. The coding region runs from base 1 to 1953 and encodes 650 amino acids. The record is from RefSeq and is a predicted model, not a curated record.
AUGCCACGCACAGUCUUGCCCUUGGCAACAUUCCUGCUCUUGGUGAUUGCAGCGCAUCUGGCAGUCGCCCAACAGUACGUGGGAUCAUCAUACACCAACUCGAUGCCUCAUGUCUCUGGAAGUGAGAUUACUUUUUGGAACAUAGCCGACGCCCAAGGCAAUUCAACGUCUCUAUUGAAUUAUCAGAGCUUGGGCGCCAAUGGUAGUCGUCUGUCACCGUCUCAGAUCAGGAAGGCCGUGAUCUCUCUUCAUGGUCUUCAGCAGGAUCCCGACACUAUCAUGACUGGCAUGCUUGCGGCCUUGAAAAAGGCUCACCUGACCGACAGUUCUGUCAGUCAGGACACAAUAUCAAUGGUGGUACCCCUCUUUGCGAACACCGACCAGGCGAAUCAAGCAUAUCCAUUUGUGAAGGGUGCAGUUCCCGCAGCGGCUGGCUCGACUUCUCAAGCUUUGGUUUGGACGAGCGUAAAUUGGGCCGGAGGCUUCAACAAUGUUUAUCCGUACCAGCAGACCACAGUGUCUUCCUUUGCGGUCCUCGACCAGAUGCUUCAGUAUUUCGAUAACAAGACGCUGUUCCCUUCACUCAAUGAAAUCGUGGUGGCUGGACAUUCUGCCGGAGGUCAAGCCAUCAACCGAUACGCUGCCAUCGGUAAGGACUUGGACCUCACGACCCCAGUUCGCUACUGGAUCGCAAAUGCCGGCAACUGGCUGUGGUUCGAUUCGUCCCGGCCAGUGUACCGCAACCCUGGUUCCAUUUGCAGCACUUAUGAUGCUUGGCGUGCUGGUCUCGGUAGCAACCUCGUUGCCUAUAAUAAGGCCUUGACCAGCCAAGGCACCGCUGCUGUUCUGGACAAGUGGCAUUCGAGGUCCAAAAUCUAUGCUCGCGGUUUGCAAGACAACGGCGACGCAUCUGCAGACUGUUCCCCGUUCGCCUCCGGUCAGAACCGAAGGGAGCGCUUCUUUGCUCAGCUCGAGACUUAUCCUCCUACCAGUGAUGACAACGUGGACUAUGCCAAUGUGGGACACGAUGCUUCUGCCUUCUUCCUCAGCUCGGGUGCGCAGGCCAGAUUCUUCUUUGACAACUUCGACGGAGAUGGAUCAAGAUCCCCUGACUUUGGCGAUCGUCAGCAAAUCGGAGACAGCCCAGACCCCAAUCCAGACAAUGCGCCCCCUGCGCCCGUUGCAGGUCCCGGCUGGAAUGGGACCUCCUAUCAGGGGUGUUGGGUAGACUAUUCGCCCACCGCGACGCACAUCCUGCCCGUGGUCGCUAACCGUCUGGUCCGCCGAAGAUCUGAGUCCGGUGCUAUUGCGUGCGAGCACGACUUCAUCUUCCACAUCGACGGCGAAGUCGAGCUCCACUUCAGCAGGCGGAAACGCCACCGCGACCGAUCCUACGGACACGUCCUCUACGAUCACAGUUGCUACUUCCGCCACAUCAAAGAAAAGCACCAAGGCCACCACGGCAACGAAGAGUACCAAGUCCACCUCGACGGCGAAGUCGACUUCGACAAAGACUGCCCCGUCUACCACGGCCGCGCGGACGAAAUUCUCUUCAACAAAGGGUGUUACCACCUCCACGAAGGUCUCCUCGACUUCCAAGCAGAACACAUCGUCCACAAAGGCGGCUACCUCGUCCACGUCUACGAAGAAAGCCUCUUCGUCCACCACGAAGGCCAUUUCAUCUUCAACAAAACCGACUUCGACAGCGAAGGUCACUUCGUCCACGGCGAAACCUUCGACCAAGAUCACCUCUUCCACCGCCAAGAUAUCUUCGAGUGCGAAAUCGGUGACUUCGAGCACCAAAAGGGCGACUUCCACCUCGAGUACAAAGAGGACAACGACGUCGUCGACUCGUCGACUCACUACCUCUUCCACAAGAAAGACUACUUCUUCGAAGAAGAAGACAACGUCUACGUCCACCAAGAAGCGCACGACGUCGACUUCUACACAUAA